Cornus florida is the source of this 2520-nucleotide messenger RNA. RefSeq names its product cucumisin-like. The transcript has 13 exons. The record is from RefSeq and is a predicted model, not a curated record. Gene Ontology annotation, biological process: proteolysis. Lineage: Eukaryota; Viridiplantae; Streptophyta; Magnoliopsida; Cornales; Cornaceae. Gene Ontology annotation, molecular function: serine-type endopeptidase activity. The coding region runs from base 16 to 2520 and encodes 834 amino acids.
GAAUACAUUGUGUACAUGGGUGACCGUCCCAAGGGUCAUCUCUCUGCAUCAUUCCUACAUGCGAGCAUGCUACAGGAAGUUGUUGGCAGUAGGGCAUCAGAAUCUUUACUGUAUAGCUACAAGAGGAGCUUUAAUGGGUUUGUAGCAACGCUGACAGAGGAAGAGAAGGAGAAAAUUGCAAGCAUGGAAGGAGUAGUGUCUGUGUUUCCUAAUGAAAACAUGGAACUCCACACAACAAAGCCAUGGGACUUCAUGGGCUUCCCUCAAAGAGUCUCAAGAAGGGUCGACGUUGAAAGUGAUAUCAUUGUCGGAGUGUUUGACAGUGGGAUUUGGCCUGAAUCUCAGAGUUUCAACGACACAGGAUUUGGCCCGCCUCCAAGCAAAUGGAAGGGCUCUUGCCAAUCCUCAACAAAUUUCACUUGCAACAAUAAACUUAUAGGAGCUAAAUACUACUAUGCCAGAGGAUCAAUACCUGAAAAAGAUGUUGAAUCACCAAGAGAUACAGGUGGUCAUGGGACACACUGUGCCUCUAUAGCAGCAGGGCGCUUAGUGAACGGCGCAAGCUUAUUAGGCUUGGGCGAGGGUACAGCUCGGGGAGGGGUUCCCUCGGCUCGCAUUGCUGUGUACAAGAUAUGUUGGGCUACUGGUUGUUCAUAUGCCGAUAUCCUUGCAGCAUUUGAUGAUGCAAUUGCUGAUGGAGUUGAUAUAAUCUCAAUGUCCGUUGGACGUAGUGGGAAGUAUACUCCCUUGGAUUAUUUUCAAAAUCCCAGUGCCAUUGGCGCUUUCCAUGCUAUGAAGAACGGAAUACUCACAUCCUUUUCUGCCGGUAAUUCGGGUCCUGCUUUUGAAACCAUCAGAAAUAACGCACCAUGGUCUCUCGCAGUGGCUGCUGGCACCAUAGACAGAAGGUUUGUCACAAUGGUGCAGUUGGGCAACAAUAUGUCCUAUGAGGGAGUCUCUUUAAACACUUUUACGCUCAAUCGUCAGUACCCUUUAGUUUAUGCUGGGGACGUACCGAAUACUCAAGCUGGAUUUAAUAAAUCCGUAUCCAGGCGCUGCAAGGAACCAGGCUCACUGGACCGAACUUUAGUGAAAGACACAAUCCUUCUAUGUGAUUCGGAUUCUAACGGAUCAGAACCACUCCGUGCUGGUGUGAAAGGAAUCAUACUUACCGCUGGACGCGCCAAACUUCGUGGCGGAGCUUACGUUUUGCCUGCCUCCUAUUUGAGUGAUGAUCAAGGUGUUCGCCAGUACAUGAAAUCAACUGGUAAGCCUACCGCAACUAUCAAGAAAAGUGAGGGGAUUAAAGACGAAUUGGCUCCAUAUGUGAUUGGAUUUUCAUCAAGAGGACCAAACCCAAUUACAAGGGACAUUCUCAAGCCUGACUUAACUGCUCCUGGAGUGCAAAUUGUUGCUGCAUGGUCGCAGGCUACCACUCUCACGCAAAUAGAUGGAGACAAAAGGGUAGUUCCUUAUAAUAUAAUUUCCGGCUCAUCCAUGGCUUGCCCACAUGCUACCGGAGCAGCUGCCUAUGUGAAAUCUUUUAACCCUGGAUGGUCUCCCGCUGCUAUUAAGUCUGCUCUGAUGACAACUGCUCGUCCAAUGAGCAGUGUCAUUAACCCUGAAGCUGAGUUUGCAUAUGGGGCGGGUCAUAUUGAUCCAUUAAAGGCUGCAAAACCUGGUUUAGUAUAUGAUGCCGGAGUGCUUGACUAUGUGAAAUUAUUGUGUGGCCAAGGUUAUAGCACCAAGUCAUUGAAACUUGUCACCGGAGACAAUAGCAGUUGUUCUAAAGCUAACAAUGGGACUGUUUGGGAUCUAAAUUAUCCUUCCUUUACUCUAUCUUCCCAGUCUGAAAAAUCCAUCACCCGUGUCUUCCACAGGACCGUCACAAAUGUUGGUUCAUCGGUGUCCACUUACAAGGCAACUGUGGUAGCCCCUGCAGGGCUUGAGAUCCAAGUUGAGCCGAAUGUCCUUACUUUUAAGUCACUAGGUCAGAGGCAAUCCUUUGUGGUUACUGUCACAGCCACAUAUACAGAUAAUAAUGUAAUUUCUGGGUCAUUGUUGUGGUUUGAUGGGGUGCAUCAUGUGAGGAGCCCCAUUGUGGCACAUUCUUCGAUUAGAUUAGAGAAUUUGUUGAAUUUGGUGAAGAACGGUACGACUUUGGAUAUACUUGGUGUUCUUCGCCUUCAGGUAAAGAAUAUUACGUUUGGUCGAGUGAACACUGAAGAUGAGAUGGUGUCUCGUGGCGAGAGGGCGUCUCGCAGUACAAGUUCUAGAAUUAGAUUGAGUCAUCCAAUUGAUAAUGUGAUAGGUCCUUGGAAUAAGCAUGGUACUAGGAGUAUAGUCCGUGAUGAUGUAGGACACUCAUGCAUUGUAGAUGAUAUAGUUCACUCAUGUCACAUGGCUCAGUUUGAACCUAAGAAUGUUGAUGAAGCUCUUCAAAAUUCUGAUUGGCUUAUAGCUAUGCAAGAAGAAUUGCUUCAAUUUGUGAAGAAUGAUGUUUGGAAGAAGUUUAUGUAG